This is a messenger RNA of Prunus dulcis (almond), 2187 nucleotides long. Its product is annotated as probable plastidic glucose transporter 3. Gene Ontology annotation, molecular function: hexose transmembrane transporter activity. NCBI's taxonomy places the organism in Eukaryota, Viridiplantae, Streptophyta, Magnoliopsida, Rosales, Rosaceae. Bases 310 to 1773 code for a protein of 487 amino acids. The record is from RefSeq and is a predicted model, not a curated record. The transcript is spliced from 16 exons. Gene Ontology annotation, cellular component: membrane. Gene Ontology annotation, biological process: monosaccharide transmembrane transport.
UCUCUCUCUUGUCUCUCCCCGAAUAUACAGGGGACGGUUUCGAAAUGCUCGCUUAGAUUUCCUUGUCUUCAGUCACAAGCUGACACUGACGCAUAACACACAGUGAAUCAGCUUUUCAUCUCACCACCCCCGGCGCAUUUUAGCCCCCGUCUCCUCCAUCUUCUUCAAUCUCUCUCUCUCUCUCUCUCUCUCUCUCUCUCUCUCUCUCUCAACUGAAUUGUAUCAGAUCGUUUUCAGCCUCUGCAUUUUACACAGUCGGCUGCAGAACAUUAUCUGUCAGACUUUAGACAAGGUUUCUACAAUUUUGCUAUGCGGGGUCGUCAUCUCGAUGCCUACUCGGCAUACAAGCGUGUGGCUUCGAAGGACCAUAUCAAUGCUUUUGAUAGAGAAGAAAGUUCAGUAGGUCUAGUGAAUGCAAAAGGUGUUGGAAACCCUUCAUGGAGACGCUCUUUGCCGCAUAUGCUUGUGGCAACUCUUUCUUCAUUCUUAUUUGGCUACCAUCUUGGAGUGGUUAAUGAGACACUAGAUAGCAUUUCUAUGGACCUUGGUUUCAGUGGGAAUCCCUUGGCUAAGGGUCUAGUAGUGAGUACCUGUUUAGGGGCUGCUUUUUUUGGAUCUAUAUUUAGUGGAUGGAUUCUAGAUGGAGUUGGGCAUCGAAGGGCAUUCCAGCUGUGUGCAUUGCCGAUGAUAAUCGGUGCAUCAAUGAGUGCAACAACCAAAAGUCUAUGGGGCAUGCUUUUAGGGAGGAUAUUUGUUGGAACUGGGAUGGGCAUUGGUCCACCUGUUGCUGCUAUAUAUGUGUCAGAGAUUUCACCAGCUUUUGUAAGGGGUACUUUUGGGAGCUUCACACAAAUUGCGACAUGUCUUGGACUUAUGGGAUCUCUCUUUAUUGGACUCCCAGCCAAGGAUAUAGUGGGUUGGUGGCGGGUUUGUUUUUGGGUAUCUACUGUUCCUGCUGCAGUACUUGCUGUUUGCAUGGAGUUCUGUGCAGAGAGUCCUCAGUGGCUUUUCAAGAGAGGAAGAGGCACUGAAGCUGAAGCUGAAUUUGAGAAACUCUUAGGAGCAGCACAUGUUAAAUUUGCAAUAGCAGAAUUGUCAAAGUCUGACAGAGGGGAUGAACUUGAGGCAGUAAAGUUCUCAGAGCUAUUGUAUGGCCGACAUUUCAAAAUGGUUUUCAUUGGGUCUACCAUUUUUGCUUUACAACAGCUAUCAGGCAUAAAUGCUGUAUUUUAUUUCUCUUCGACUGUCUUUAAAAGCUUUGGGGUGCCUUCAGAUCUGGCAAACAUAUGUGUUGGGAUCGCGAAUCUAUCAGGGUCAGUUGUUGCAAUGAUCUUGAUGGAUAAGCUUGGAAGAAAGGUGCUUCUUCUUGGAAGUUUUUCUGGCAUGGCAGUGGCAAUGGGUCUUCAAGUAACUGGAGCAAGUUCUUAUGCAUCGGGAUCUGGAGCAUUGAGUCUAUCGGUUGGUGGCAUGCUGCUGUUUGUCUUGAUGUUUUCUCUUGGAGCUGGUCCAGUGCCCAGUCUCCUCCUGUCAGAAAUUCUUCCUGGGCGUAUCAGGGCGAAGGCAAUGUCAGUUUGCAUGGCUGUCCAUUGGGUGAUCAAUUUCUUUGUUGGUCUAUUAUUUUUACCCUUGCUGGAGCAAAUCGGGCCAAUAGUUCUGUAUACAAUCUUUGCUACGUUUUGUUUAUUGGCUGUGAUUUUUGUGAAGAGAAAUGUAGUGGAAACGAAAGGAAAGUCACUCCAAGAAAUUGAAAUUGCACUUAUUCCACCUCAGUGAAGGUUCAACAAAACUAGAUUACUCUUUACACAAAGCUGAAGUUUCUUUUCUAAUCAUGGAACCCAAGACUCACUGUUGCCCAUAAUGUAUUGCCAUGCUCGCUGAGGAGAUAAAAGAACAAUAAGGUAGUGUGGAGAUUCUCAGAUCUUUGUAUGUUUGCCCCCAUGCCGGUUCGAAGUUAGCAUCAUGCUGUAGCUGGAGAAUUUGGGAACUAAUUACCAAGUGCUCAUCCUGGAAGGCCUGGCCUAUGUAUGUUACUAGAGUUAUAUAUAUUUUUUUUUUCCUUCGAUAUUUUGUGAGCAUAUUGAUGGUAUAUCCUACUGAAACUUACAAGUCAAUGUAAUACAUGCGGACCUGACCUCACUCUCGGAAUAAUAUAAUACAAUUGUUCCAUCAAAAUUAUGGAUUUUGUAA